AUGGCCUCCCGGAUCUCUGCUUCUUGCAUUGAUGGGUCUCCCCUUACUGAUCCAACUCCAUAUUGCCAACUCAUGAGUGGUCUUCAAUAUCUCACCAUAACUCACCCCGAUAUAGCCUACGCAAUUCAACAUGUUUCUCAAUUCAUGAGUUCUCCUAGUGAUACACAUUUGGAAGCUGUGAAACGAAUACUUCAUUACCUCAAAGGAACUCAUGGCCUGGUUUAUCCCUUUGCCAUUCCAAUGAUUCUUCUCUACUUAUUGCAUACUCGAAUGACGAUUGGGCAAGGUGUCCAGACACUCGUCGAUCAACUAUAG
Molecule: messenger RNA, 315 nt
Organism: Prunus armeniaca (apricot)
Lineage: Eukaryota; Viridiplantae; Streptophyta; Magnoliopsida; Rosales; Rosaceae
Source: the annotation of a GenBank genome assembly